AUGACAGGGACUUUGGAGCGUUUCUCCAGCACUUCCCAGCGACGGCGAGUAGCACCCCACCCACGAAAAAAAAACGGACCGCUGCAGGGUUUCCACCUGACAGAGUCUUUUAUGACAGGUGGAGCCCAGUGUUCGAGACGGCCCCCGACAGUCAGCAAGGUGUCAUUGCUCAUCCGAAAAGAGGGUUGGACUGCCAACUGUCCUCGUCCCGAGAACGUAGUGGCAAAGUGGAAACCAGUCAGUAGGGUGCAGGUGGAGACGGAUCCAUGGAUCCUCACUACGCUCCAUAGUCAAAAGUGGACAGGCCUGGCCCUCAAGGACUUUGGUGGCACAAAAGGACAUGGAGUUGUUGCCACCAAAGCCUUUGCCAUGGGAUCCAUUGUUUGCGAUUACCAUGGCAAGGUAAUCACAGGAGCAGAGGGCCGGAAGAUGAUGGAGUCCAUCCAGGAUGAGAUGGACUACCUUUUCUUUUUCCAUGGUGGUGGUCGGGACCUCUGCGUAGAUGCUCAGACUUUCCCGUGUGGGUGUCACCCAACAGAAGACACCAUGGGCCGGAGGAUCAAUCAUUCCUCCAAGAAGGCAAACCUGAGGCCAGUCUAUUGCAGGAUGAACUUCCCUGAAGGACAGAGGGAUGUCAUCCUGUUGCAGGCCACAAAAGACAUUGAUAUCUGUGAGGAGCUGCUGUUUAAUUACGGCGUCAAGCGCACAUCUUUUCGGGGAGAAGGACUGAACCUCGACUGGCUGGAUGAGUGAACAAAAUGCCAUUCAUUCAACACUCUUGCAAUAAUAUCUAUAUACACUG
This is a messenger RNA of Micropterus dolomieu (smallmouth bass), 802 nucleotides long. RefSeq names its product N-lysine methyltransferase KMT5A-A-like. The record is from RefSeq and is a predicted model, not a curated record. The transcript has 3 exons. NCBI's taxonomy places the organism in Eukaryota, Metazoa, Chordata, Actinopteri, Centrarchiformes, Centrarchidae. Gene Ontology annotation, molecular function: protein binding. Bases 1 to 753 code for a protein of 250 amino acids.